AUGCGAGAAAAAGUUCAUUUCCCUGGACACGAUGCGUCUUCAUCCGAUGCGCCGCACAUUCCUCAGGUUCUUGUCGAGUCAGAGGAUGAACCUCAGUCUCCAUACCAGCUAAGCUGGAGAACGCUCGUGGCAUUUUUCGCCCUGGCAAUGGGCAAUACUUGCGCAGCAUUGGCAAAUACCACAAAUACUACGAUCAAAUUCCAAGUUGCAACUCUCGCUAGGUCGCCCGCCGAUGCAAGUCUGGCUAGUUGGAUCGCCAAUGGGAAUUUCCUCUGCUCACUUGCUCUUGGCCCAAUCUUUGGUUCACUGAGCGAUCGCAUAGGUAAAAAAUGGUUCCUGGUCAUAGGUUGUUUGAUCGGAGUGGUAGGCUCCUGUAUCUCAGGAUCAGCUCAGACUUUGAGCACCAUUGUCGGCGGCAACGUAUUAACCGGAAUCGCCAACGCUGGUUGUAUCGUCUCCAUCAGUUGCAUACAGGAAAUAAUGCCCAACAAGCUUCGACCCUGGGCUCUAGGCGUGUCCCAAGCUUUGGCAAGUAUUUUUGUGGUCCUCGGGACUUUCAUGGCCGCCGCCAUGGUGCGGGAUAACACUGGAGGUCACGGCGGAUGGCGAUGGGCUUACUACUUCAACAGCAUCAUAUACGGGUGCACUGCGCUUGCCGUGGCAGUGACCUACUUUCCUCCGCCGCCACGCCUGGGCAAGAACAGUAACCUGUUUAGUGAUAUUCUGACCAAAGUCGACUACGUGGGUAUCGGAAUAAUGACGGGCUCAUUCACAGCUCUGGUGAUUGGACUCACAUGGGGUGGAAGCACGUAUCCCUGGGAUAACGGCAAGAUUAUCGCAACUCUAGUCGUCGGGUGCGUAGGCCUAGUCGGAUUCGGCCUGUAUGAGAUGUUUGUCGUCAAAGAAGGUAUCCUGGAUCAUCGCCUGUUCCAGACGAGGAAUUUCCCCAUUCUGCUUGUGGUUUGUACCAUUGAUGGUAUGCUGCUCUUGGGUGUCAAUGUCUUGUUCUCGCAGGCGAUAUUCGAUCUCUUUACACAAGAUGCGGUUCAGAUCGCGGUCAUCCUGUCUCCAUUCCUGAUCACGUCGACAUUUGGUUGCAUUCCAAGCGGAUGGAUCAUGUGGUGGACCAAAUCAUAUCGGCUUCUGCUCGCCAUUGCGCUUUUCUGGUGUAGUCUAUUCUCAGGUUUGAUGAGCUUGGCAACCUCGUCACGACUGAGCUGGGUAUAUGGGUUUUCGACAAUGCUAGGGAUUGGGACGGCGGUGACCACGACUCUUCCUAUCGUUGCUCUGGGCCUAUCCGUUCCAUCGUAUUUACUCGGCACGGCUGCAACGGUCAGCGUUUCGUGUAGGGCGCUGGGUGGCAUUGUUGGCAUCACCAUUUUGACGGCUGUCUACAACAACAAGUACACGUCAUACGUUGGGCCACUUGUUGCCAGCAGCCCCGUUGUUGAACCGCCCUAUCUUGAUCAGAGCGCCCAGGCAUGGAGAUAUGUGUGGGUGGUCAUUGCAUGCAUCGUGGCGGCUACCGGCUUUGCAUCGUGCGCGCUUCAAAGCGUGCAGCCAAUGAUGAAUGGCCAUAUUGAGUCUGCAUUGGAGAAUCGCAAGGGCCUUCACGGCACUGGGGAGACGGAUUCCGAACCAGCUUCCAGCGAACAUUGA
Molecule: messenger RNA, 1659 nt
Organism: Pestalotiopsis fici W106-1
Lineage: Eukaryota; Fungi; Ascomycota; Sordariomycetes; Amphisphaeriales; Sporocadaceae
Exons: 7
Coding region: 1-1659 (552 amino acids)
Biological process (GO): transmembrane transport
Molecular function (GO): transmembrane transporter activity
Source: RefSeq, a predicted model, not a curated record